Monopterus albus (swamp eel) is the source of this 1696-nucleotide messenger RNA. RefSeq names its product ELOVL fatty acid elongase 1b (gene elovl1b). Gene Ontology annotation, molecular function: fatty acid elongase activity. Gene Ontology annotation, cellular component: endoplasmic reticulum membrane; endoplasmic reticulum. Gene Ontology annotation, biological process: very long-chain fatty acid biosynthetic process; fatty acid elongation, polyunsaturated fatty acid; fatty acid elongation, monounsaturated fatty acid. The coding region runs from base 270 to 1238 and encodes 322 amino acids. The record is from RefSeq and is a predicted model, not a curated record. Lineage: Eukaryota; Metazoa; Chordata; Actinopteri; Synbranchiformes; Synbranchidae. The transcript has 9 exons.
AUGACUCCACCUUUUUCUUGCUCCACCAAAGGGUUGGGUCAGGAGGAGGAUUUAAGCAGAAAAAAAAAAAGGAGGAAGCGGAGAUAACUGCUCACCAGAUACAGCGGGCCGUAUUAUUCCUUUACUCUCGACAGUCCCCGGAGAUUUAAAUCAAGUUCAAUUUGCAGAGGAGCUCUGCUGUCCAGUGAAGGAGUCCACACUGGUUUUGAUGAUAUCAGAGGAGAAUUCUACCGUCAAUAUAACUGGGUCACAGUGUUAAGACAGCAAACAUGCUUCAAGAGAUUCAGGAGUUUGGCUCACAUGCCAUAGAAAUCUAUGACUACCUCAUGGCAGGAUGUGAUCCACGGAUUAAGGGCUAUCUACUGAUGCAGAGUCCCUUUCCCAUGACAACAAUAUUGCUGUGCUACCUGUUCUUCGCACUUUACCUGGGACCUCGCAUAAUGGCCAAUCGCAGGCCCUUUCAGCUAAAGGAAGCCAUGAUAGUCUACAACUUCUUUCUAGUGGCUCUGUCACUAUACAUUGUCUAUGAAUUCAUGAUGUCUGGUUGGGCCACAACAUAUACCUGGCGAUGUGAUAUAAUUGAUACCUCUCACAGUCCUCAAGCACUACGAAUGGUCCAAGUGGCCUGGCUGUUCUGGUUCUCAAAGAUUAUUGAGCUCAUGGACACAAUCUUCUUUGUGCUGAGGAAAAAACACAGUCAGAUUACAUUCCUACACAUCUUCCACCACUCCUUCAUGCCCUGGACCUGGUGGUGGGGAGCCAGUUAUGCUCCUGGUGGAAUAGGAUCUUUCCAUGCCAUGGUGAAUUCUUCGGUCCACGUCGUCAUGUAUUUCUAUUACGGCCUUUCUGCUGCUGGACCACGCUUCCAGAAGUAUUUGUGGUGGAAGAAAUAUAUGACCGCCAUUCAGCUGACCCAGUUUGUCCUGAUUUCUCUCCACGCUACCCAGUAUUACUUUAUGGACAGCUGUGACUAUCAGUUCCCUGUGAUCAUCCACCUCAUCUGGAUGUAUGGGACCUUCUUCUUCGUGCUCUUCUCCAACUUCUGGGUCCAGGCUUAUGUGAAGGGUAAGCGGUUGCCCAAACAGAACAUUAAGCAGUGUCAGAAUGGCACAGCUGUAUACACAAACGGUAAAACCCAUGAGAACAGAAACGGCAUCAACCAUGGAGCCACCAUGAGCAACGGCUCUGCUCACCAUGAGAACGGCAGCGCUCACAUGGGCAAGAUGAAGAAGGCCUAGGACGUCUGGAAGGAAACACCCAAGAAGUAUGACCCUGUGAACCUGUUGAAACUACUACAGAUUCCAAAGAUAAUUUUUGGCUGUUUCUUUUCCUGUUUUUAGUUUUCUAUGCAAAACAUGAGGAAAUGACAUGGUCAAUGACUUCCACUGUAGAGGUCCCACAUUUGGUUGAUUGGUUUCUUUGAGUUGGGGGAUCCAUCUAUGGAACACAGUGUAUGAAGAGAAGAUGUUUAGACCUAAAUGUUAUCUUCACUGAUGUUGCAAGCAACCUCCUAUUUAUGUGUAACACUGAUGGCCUUUCACCUCAUUUGCCGUCACUGCUUAUCUGGACCCCCCCCCCAACUUGAAUAGUUUUUGUUAAGUUUUACCAAAAAAAACUAAUUGUAUUGGUAUGCCUUAGCCUUUCUAAAUGUAUGUAUGUAUUUAAAAAAUGCCAAUAAAUUCCAUUUUUAAUUAUC